Acanthopagrus latus (yellowfin seabream) is the source of this 1975-nucleotide messenger RNA. Its product is annotated as low affinity immunoglobulin gamma Fc region receptor II-like. The record is from RefSeq and is a predicted model, not a curated record. Bases 516 to 1259 code for a protein of 247 amino acids. Gene Ontology annotation, molecular function: transmembrane signaling receptor activity. Gene Ontology annotation, biological process: cell surface receptor signaling pathway. The transcript has 10 exons. Lineage: Eukaryota; Metazoa; Chordata; Actinopteri; Spariformes; Sparidae.
UUUUAUUAUAUUUUGUUUUUCUUUGACUUCUUAUUUCAAACAUCCCAUUGUGUGUUGAGGAGUACAGCACACUGACAUGUUAAGAGUUCUGCCCAACACUCUGCUUCAUGAUCUCUCUAGUAAUGAAUUGUUUUCACUUAAUAAACAUAGUUAAGUGUUUAAUCACACUGUGAUUUUAACCUUUAUAAAUAUAGAAUAUAGAUUUGUGGCUGAUGUGUUCUUCAGUUUUUAGGUCCAUGAUCACCAUUUAAAGUCCAGUGUGAAGGAUUUAGUGACAUUUAGCUGUGAGGUUGCAGAUUCAGCAGCUGAAAGGGUUCUUGAACAGUAAGACACACAAGGUGUAUGAAGAUAAAACAUCAGAUUUAUGAUCUCUGUUAAAUCAAUGAGAAAAGUCAAAGAAAUAAAGCCAGCAUGUAUCUUUUCUCAUCUCUCUACAUCCACUCAUUCUCAAGUUCCUCGACCAGCUGAUCUCUGACUGAAACCUCGUAUUCUUUGACUGUUUAACAGAUAAAAAUAUGAUCCUGCUGAGCCCUGCCCGUCCUGUGACUGAGGGAGAUUCUGUUAGUCUGAGCUGCAAAUUAAGAAGACAAACAUUUGACUCCAUUGUGUUUUUCUAUCACAAUGAGAAAGUCAUUCAAAGUGACACCAGAUGGGAGUUAAAUAUCUCUGCAGUGUCAAAGUCAGAUGAAGGAUUCUACAAGUGUCAACACUCAGGACAAGAGUCAGCACAGAGCUGGAUGUCAGUUCAGGCAGUGUCCAGGCCUGAACACUCUUCAUUUCCUGUUCUGCUGAUUGUUGGACUGAUUUGUGGAAUCGUUCUUAUUCUUCUUCUGCUCCUGUUGUAUCGCUACAGAGCGUCCAAGUAUACAUGCUUCAAGAGGCCGAUCCAGUCUGAGAGCUCCAACACAGAUCAGAAUGAGGCUCAGUGCAGCACAUACGACUCUCCUGAACAUGGUGAUGUCUGUCUGUAUGAAACAAUCAAACACUCUGAAGACUCUGAACAUGUUGCAGGUGGAUCCGAGGACGUCACAUAUUCUUUACUUGAGCUCAGAAACUUUGGGAAGAAAAGGAAGCAACAUACACCAGAGGAGAGAUCAGUUUACUCUGAUGUGAGGACAGGAGCUGCAGACGACAGUCUGCUGUAUGCCCAAGUCUUCAGCCACGAUAAAGGCAAGAAGAAGAAAGGAAGAUCAGCUCCUGCAGCAGCAGAUGAAACAUUUUAUUCUGAAGUCAAACCAGGAUCAUCUCUCGGUCUGUAAGGAGAGAGAAGAGGAGGAAGACCUACAGUGAACUGAUAAGUGUCCUGAGAACAGAACGUUUAUUCUGGACCAACACAGCUCCCUUAAAUGAGCCGAGGUCACUGCUGACCCCACGUCAGAUUGUUACUGACACAAGUUCACGCUCAGGUCACAUCAUAACUCACACAUAUUCUCAGGUGUAAUAAUAUGUGAGGUCAAGAGAGAAUGUCAGUAUGUAAGGUGAGCGAUGGCUAUGCAGGGUGAAAAGGUAACCAUUAUAUGUGAGGUUAAAGGUAAAGAACAAAGUUUUUAUCACAGCUGCAGCAUUUCAUUAGACUGCUGUAGAAAUAUGAGACAUGCUCAGUAUUCUGUACAGUUAAUUUGUUAGCAGAUGAUGUCAAAUAAUGGCUUCAUGUGGAUUUUAUUAUUGUCUCUUUUAGCACAAGACUACUGAAGCAGAAUCCCUGUUUUAUUUACACACUUCAUCAUUACUUUUCAUUUUUACAGUUGUGUUGUCACCUUUUGUUUUUGUUCAGUGUUUGUAGGAAACAUUGAAUGCAACUUUGAUACAAUAUGUUUGAGCUUGUGUAGCAGGUACCAGCUUUAAAGUCAGCGUCUUUGUUAAGUGUUAGAUCAGGAUAGACGUCAACACUGACUUUUGAUAGAAGUAAUAAUCUGCUAUCAAACAACAUCUCCUAUUGCAUGUACAGUAUGUCUGUUUUCUCUCUGUCAUGUAC